UAAUAACAAAAAUAACUAAAAUGUUGCAAUGGUAUCGUCAUCGUCUUCAUCAGAUUCUUUAAAAUCAGGACUGAAAGUUUUCGAGCAUGUCAAGUAUGAGCAUUUGUUAGCUGGUGUCGCAGGUGGGGUUGCUUCCACUCUUGUUCUACAUCCUCUAGAUUUGAUUAAAAUCAGAUUCGCCGUAAGUAGACCUACUAAUGGAGCAAAUGAUGUUCCUCAAUACAACGGAAUGCGAAGUGCUUUCUCUUCCAUCAUAAAGCAAGAAGGAUUCAAAGGCCUCUAUAAAGGUUUGACACCAAAUUUAUGGGGAUCUGGGAGUGCGUGGGGUCUCUAUUUUCUAUUCUACAGCUCCAUCAAAGUUUGGAUUCAAGGUGGUGACACAAAAAUGCCUCUCGGCCCUACCCUGCACAUGAUUGCAGCAACAGAGGCUGGUGUACUGACAGUAGCCAUAACAAAUCCGGUGUGGGUUGUGCGAACAAGGCUGUGCAUGCAAUAUGGUGACAAGUCGAAUUACAAAUAUACUGGAAUGGUUAACGCUUUGUCAAAAAUAUAUAGAGUGGAAGGGAUGCGAGGAUUGUACAAUGGUUUUAUCCCUAGUUUGUUCGGUGUGUCUCAUAGUGCACUGCAUUUUAUGGCUUUUGAAGAAAUGAGAAACUAUUAUAAUCAGCGAUAUAAAAAUGCGCCUAUCGAUACAAAGUUGGGAACGAAGGAAUAUCUGGUUAUUGUGGGUGUUUCAAGAUUGCUGGCUACGGUGGUGACCUAUCCCUUUCAGGUAGUGCGAGCUCGCCUUCAGGACACCCGGGCAGCCACUGACUACACCGGCACCAUCGACUGCAUCGCAAAGACUUGGCGCUUUGAAGGACUUCUCGGCUUUUACAAAGGAUUGUCUCCAAACUUGACUAGGAUUCUUCCAGCAACUAUGAUCACAUUCACUAUUUAUGAAAAUGUAUCUCGAUAUUUGCUACAGAGACGUGUUGAAUAGACUUUAAAAGUUGAGAAUCAAGUUGGAUCACUACUGUAACUUUAUCUACAAUAGCAAUAAAGACUUUUCUUCUCAAAACGAAAAGAUUUAAACUGAAAAUGAUAACCAAAAAUUCUUGCAAAGAGUUAUAAAAUUUCUUCACAAACCUUGUGUUUUGCUCUAUAAUAUCA
Nilaparvata lugens (brown planthopper) is the source of this 1152-nucleotide messenger RNA. Its product is annotated as mitochondrial folate transporter/carrier-like. The transcript is spliced from 2 exons. Gene Ontology annotation, cellular component: mitochondrion. Gene Ontology annotation, biological process: nucleotide transport; folate import into mitochondrion. Gene Ontology annotation, molecular function: folic acid transmembrane transporter activity; FAD transmembrane transporter activity. The coding region runs from base 29 to 982 and encodes 317 amino acids. Lineage: Eukaryota; Metazoa; Arthropoda; Insecta; Hemiptera; Delphacidae. The record is from RefSeq and is a predicted model, not a curated record.